This is a messenger RNA of Manduca sexta (tobacco hornworm), 1147 nucleotides long. RefSeq lists its product as uncharacterized. The record is from RefSeq and is a predicted model, not a curated record. The coding region runs from base 1 to 1059 and encodes 352 amino acids. The transcript has a single exon. Lineage: Eukaryota; Metazoa; Arthropoda; Insecta; Lepidoptera; Sphingidae.
AUGGUAACAUUUAAGCAAAACGCCCCGUUUGGCUCGAACGUCAAAAGAUUCGUCCGACCAACGUCACACCCUGGAUUGGACCCGAGCGGUUUCUUCGUAACGCGGUCGGAUGGUUGCGACCCGUGCCGCUACACCCCCAUAUCCAUGCAUAAAGUAUUUGAAGUCAACAAAAAUGUAGUGAAACAACCGUGGAUGUAUAAAGCUGAACUAGAAGCGUGGUCCAAGAACUUGGGAUACAGAAACCAAAGAGUUCUCGAAUACAGACAAUGGCGCAAUACUUUACUCGGGCCCGCUUGGCAUACAGUGCCAGAUCCUACCAGGUACGAGCCAGCAUGCAAAAACGUAGGGUUCGGCAGAACAACUCGAUCAAAACCUACAAGGAACAACAUACCUGGUCCAGGCACUUAUUAUAAGGCGGUACCUUUCAAAGCCCCGUACGGGCCGCACUCGUCGCGCCCAACAUUCGACAGAGAAGAACCAUGUAGAUUCAAAGACACCGCACCGAAGUGGUCGCUCGCACCUGACCGUUAUAAAAUUACUGAUCACGAAGCCAUCGAAAAUAAAUCAAAGAAAGUAGUGUCUUUGCGAGGUCCUUAUGAUUUAUUUACCGGCAAACGAGAUGGGAGCACGAUAAAAAAUCAUUUUAACACAUCGCUUAGGUGCGCAGCAGCGACGUGGCCAAACGCAUUGCCCGGUAGCUUUGAGACGUACAAGAAAUCCCGCUUAGGAGUUAUGAACAAAACUGGCAGGAACCUUCCGUACCGAGGAAGGAACGCCCUCGUGGACCUGGUGAUGUGCCUUCGGAGAGCGGAGGAGCCGGGCCCGGCGCACCUCAACGUGGACAAGCCGAAGGUGUUCAAACAGAAUAAGCGCGGGUUCAACAGCUCGUACGACAAACCGCCCGGAUACCAGCGCGUGGUGGUGUGGCCCGGUGUCGGCCGAUACAGCGUCAAGGACGUGAGCUGCGGCAUCUUAGGACAAGGUCACAGGCACGUGUUUAUUAGUAAGGAAGGUAGAACUAUCGGGGCUGUCAUACCUCAGCCCAUGAACUCAUUUUAACAUUAUAUACUGUACGUAAAUCGUAUUUUAUCCAUUUUUAGAAUUAAUAUACUACCAAGUUAGAGGAAAUUAUAAAAAAAAAAAAUUU